UAAAUACGGUGUGACGCUCUACUCCGGUACAUUUAAAUGAGAACAGUGUUGCGCAACUCCAUAGAAACAAGAGGGCAAACGCAACCCCAACUAUUUAAGGACACUCUAAAUCCUGCGAUUUAUUUACACCUCUUGUUGAAUUUGGGGGAAACAAUGUCAAACGUCCUGCUAUUAAGCAGCGCCAUGGAGAGGUUGUCCACACCGAUGACCUUUCCUCUCCACGCACGCACGGGCGUCUGUCGUAAUCUUUUUGGACCGGUGGAUCACGACGAACUGAACCGGGAUAUGAAAUCCAAGAUGCGGGAGAUUUCGUAUAGGGACCAGCGGAAAUGGAACUUUAAUUUCGAGGCCGAAGUGCCACUGUCUGGGGACUAUGUGUGGGAGGAAACCCCGGUGGAUAUGAGCCCUGUUUUCUACCAGGACUCUGUACAGGUCGGGAGGGCGAGGAUUGUUGUAACACCGGUCAAUGUGAAGCCAGACGUUGACGUUAUCCUACUGGACUCCUCUUCUCAGGGUGAAUCGCCUCAUUAUGAUGACCGCUUGACCAGCUCCAAAGGUAACACUCCAUGCCUCACCGAAGUCAACCAGGAGAACUGCGCAGUGAAGCUGAACUCGGGGAAGCCUACUCGCAAACAAGUCCCGUGUGUUCGAUGCAAAAUAACUACUGAUACGACGACACUUGCUACAGACUUCUACAUGAAACGAAAACGGAUGACGACCGAAACGAAGCUAAAUGAAAGCACUUGCCACCACCCUUCGUCUCAACGUCACGUAGAACAAACUCAACGCAAGAAAAUUCGUUGAAGGCGUUUGAACAAUCCUUUCCCCUAUAACCCUACCUUCCAACUUGAAGACAAGACUGAAAACAAGGGAAGGAGAACACUCCUGCUCGACCAUUCAUUGGCUUGGUGUGUGAGUGGACCUACAGUAUAUAGAAAGUAGCCGACACUCCACGGGGUCUCAAGAUUGAAUGGUCGGGAAGAGAGAAUUCGCAGAAAGACUCAAACAAAAUGUAGCAUUCAUGGUUGCUUUGCAUAAAGCCACUUGACAGUGUUAAAUGUGCAAUCCUAAACUAUUUUAAAUUGUCUACACUGGCCAAAGUGUUCAGCUUUAUAAAUACAGAUUUCUGUUAAGUAUAUCAGGGUUGUUUAAAUAUAGGCUAUAUUUCAAGACUAUUUUAACUUAUAAUUUAUUUAUGUUUCUUUAUAUUUGCAAAUACCUUUUCGAUUUAGCCAAAGGGCAACUUUUUAUUUACAAUGUUUUUUUGGUGAUGUUUUGCAACCAUGUAGCUUUUUAUAGUACAUUUACAAAGUAGAUUUCAUAGUGCUUCUGAGACUAUUUUUUUUUGCCCUGAUUUUCUGUUCAGCAAAAGAUGAAAAAAGUAUUUUUGGUUCAAAUGUAACAAUUUAGUUUUUAUCACCUCAGAAUAUUUUACGGGAAGGGUCCGUUUUAGAGUGUGAUUUAUCCCACCUGUUUGUAAAUUGGUAACGGCUUACAGCCGCAUAGACACUCCCUACAUAGCCUACAUCACCUCAUAGCUCGGCCAACAUCUGUUGGAACCAGACACAACAAGAAAAACACGAUUUGCGCCGCCCGCUCUGUUUUGCCAUCAAAUAGCCUACCCCUUUCCCUGAGAUAAAGUCAUAGCAUUUCUGAUUUACAAACUCAUCUGGCAAGAGAAUCAUGGACAUUAAAUCAAGCAAGCAUAGGCCUAGACUAUUAACGAUACAAUUGAAUCUAAAUGCAAAGCCCCACAGCCUAAUAAUGUUCCUCAUAUAACAUCCUCCAAGGUCAACUUUGUUAUUGCUAGAUGCUAAUAAAAAAGUUGUCCUUGCUUUUUGAUGAAAUAACUAGAAUACGAAAAAAGAAAGAUAAGGCAGAAAAGUACAAGCUUAGUUGGAUUGCAAUGGGAUGGUGCAUUCAAAUAUGCAGCCAUGGGCAGCUGCGGGAUAUAGUCUGUAAUUUAAAGGCCCGUUCGCUUCUAAAGAACGGCAGCAGCUGCCUUUGGAACCCGCAUUGUCCACACGGACACUCCCACAUUCACCCGCACUCAACAACUCGUCUAAAGAACCUCUCACCCACACUGUUUACUCCAACGUGCCACACCACCUCGGCCGUGGAGGCUACCUGCCCGAAUAAGAGAGAAAUAAGAAAAAACUACUCGUCUUUGUAAUUGUCCUGGUCCAUUGAAACAAACCAUUCAGUUUGUCAUACUUACAAGUGUACCCUUAAUUGAAAGAAAGCAAGCCACGCACUCAGCAUGCUAGACGCAUAGGCCUAUACCCCCUUCAUAAUGCUGACAAAGUCCCUAUCAGUGGUUUAGCCAAUAGUUUGAAAAUGUGAAGACUUUUGAUGGCAAGAAUGACUUUGCCAGCUCCAAUCACACACGUGUACCAUUUCCAACACAAAGAGCUCCCCAUCUCCAUUCUUUCCUUUUUGUUGCCAUAUGGCAAAUCCAUGUACACAUAGCCAAGACAAAUUAAUUCAGCCACAUAAUGUCCAGCAUUGGACAACAAAAGACAUGUUUCCCUCUAUUCAUACAAACAGCUGAAAAAAUAUAUAUUUAAACUAUUGUGAUAUCCAGCUAAUUACAGCCCAUAUGUCCACAGGGAGCAGCGGGGUUGAUCAAUAAACUUUUAAAUUCUCGUUACUUUACAUGUUGAAGAUGACAGAUGUUCACAUGUAACUUUAAUGAGGUCCAUUCUAUGUUAAAGAUAUUCAGGCCCAAUUCCUUGAGAGUUUUAAGGGUAAUCCUUCUCUCGUGUCAGUAAGCUAUUUGAAUUUCAACAAUUGUAAUUUAGCCUAUGGUCUUUUUUCGUUCCUUGAAAGUGCUAUUAUUUUACUUAACCAAUGCAGUGAAUCAUCUUUAAUAUUGUUUUAAGGUCUAAAACUGAGCAAAGAGUGUUUAUAUAUUGCCUAUGUAUACCCUGUCUAAUAACUUAUGCCUAAAUACAUGGAACAUACUAAACUCAGCAAAAAAAUAAAUGUCCCUUUUUCAGGA
Messenger RNA from Salvelinus namaycush (lake trout), 3001 nucleotides. Its product is annotated as cyclin-dependent kinase inhibitor 1B-like. Gene Ontology annotation, biological process: regulation of cell cycle. The transcript is spliced from 3 exons. Bases 37 to 804 code for a protein of 255 amino acids. Gene Ontology annotation, molecular function: cyclin-dependent protein serine/threonine kinase inhibitor activity. The record is from RefSeq and is a predicted model, not a curated record. Gene Ontology annotation, cellular component: nucleus. Lineage: Eukaryota; Metazoa; Chordata; Actinopteri; Salmoniformes; Salmonidae.